Leptinotarsa decemlineata (Colorado potato beetle) is the source of this 479-nucleotide messenger RNA. It is a transcript of the gene Ipp, whose product is annotated as Inositol polyphosphate 1-phosphatase. The record is from RefSeq and is a predicted model, not a curated record. Gene Ontology annotation, biological process: phosphatidylinositol phosphate biosynthetic process. Lineage: Eukaryota; Metazoa; Arthropoda; Insecta; Coleoptera; Chrysomelidae. Gene Ontology annotation, molecular function: inositol-1,4-bisphosphate 1-phosphatase activity.
CCAGAAAUUCAUGGAUCUGCUCAAGGCAUUGAUAUUGGCUUCGGAAAAAGCAGCAAACAUAGCGCGGGUGUGUAGAAAGCAUGAGCAUCUUUUUGAUUUAUUGGUACAGAGGAAAACCAAAAAAGAAGCUAACCCGAGAUUCAUUGACGACUUCAAAACUUUGGCAGAUGUUCUCAUCCAGGAAAUGGUUAAACACGAUAUUGGAAGUCAAUUUCAAGAACUAUCGAGUCAUAUAAAAGGGGAAGAAAACAAUGUUUUCAGGAACCAAUUGGGUCAAGAGAUAUGUGUUGAGGUGAUGCCUUCUCAGCAGGAAACCUCCAAUUUAUUGGAGAAAGUUUUGAAUGGAGAUCGUAUCGCAGCUGAACUUCUUGCAGCUGAAGUUCACAAAGAGAUAGAACUGGCCGAAAUCAAUACCACCAUACCUCAACAAGAUUUUUGUAUCGACUUGACUGAACUGGGUGUCUGGAUAGAUCCAAUAG